This is a messenger RNA of Rhagoletis zephyria (snowberry fruit fly), 1845 nucleotides long. Its product is annotated as UDP-glucuronosyltransferase 2B4-like. NCBI's taxonomy places the organism in Eukaryota, Metazoa, Arthropoda, Insecta, Diptera, Tephritidae. The record is from RefSeq and is a predicted model, not a curated record. Gene Ontology annotation, molecular function: UDP-glycosyltransferase activity.
UCCACACAGCUUGGAGUAGUCAAAUGUCUAAAGAGAAAGCAAUAAUAAGAAAAAUAAAUUAACAGCAAAAACUUGUACAAACAGAAAUCGUCUUGUACUUAACUGGUGCAGUCAAGAAAUUCAUAUCAGUUUUACGUUGUGAAUUCGUUGAUUUGGUGUCGCAGAUUUUUGCUGAAAUUGUUUUAUUUUAAAAGUAAAAGGCAUAUUGAUGUACAAAAAUGAAAUGAUGCAGAGGCAAACGCUGCCAUUACUGCUCGCGGCAGCUUUGCUGUCGUCUACCUGUGUAGCUUACAAUAUUCUCUUUAUGUGUCCCUUCCCAGCGCCAAGUCAUUGGAUGUGGAUGGAGCAUUUUUCAUCAGAACUAUUGCGACGCGGACACAAUGUCACCACGCUGACCAAUCAUCCAGUCAAGCAGCCACAUCCCAACUUAACGCAGAUCAUUAUUGAGCCACACUUUAAUAUAACAUAUUACUAUCGCAAAGAGGAUAUUUUUAAAAUGCAUUUUUCCAGCGAAUUCGCAAAUUUGAAUGUAUACUGGCAUGUCGGCUUAUUGAGCUCGGAACACGCGCUCGCUCAGCCGGCAGUUAAAGCUUUGAUCGCUAGCAAGCAUCUCACAUUCGAUCUUAUUGUUUUGGAACAAUUCUUUCACGAGAGUUUUCUGAUGUUUGCGCAUAAAUUUAAAUGUCCUGUGGUGACUUUGGGCACCAUGGGCUAUGCUGAUAAUAUGGACCAUGCUAUGGGUCUGCUUACACCUUGGUCAUUUGUUCCGCACUUAUUUCUCUCGCAUACAGAUCGCAUGGACUUCUUUGAAAGAGCUUGUAACACUUAUCUGUCGCUGUAUGAUGCUGUGCUAAGGCGUUGGUAUUAUAUGCCGAGAAUGCAGGAGAUGGCUGAGAAAUAUUUUGAAGGAUUUAUUGAAGGUCCUCUCCCGCAAUUGAGUGAACUUGUUCAAAAUAUAUCGCUUAUGCUAAUCAAUAGCCAUCGGGCUAUGGACGCGCCUCGACCCAGCAUGCCCGGCCUAGUUAAUGUGGGUGGCAUACAUAUCAAGCCAGCCAAACCAUUACCAAAAGAUUUGCAGUCUUACCUCGACAACUCCACACAUGGCGUCAUUUACUUCAGUUUAGGCUCAUACUUGCAAAGCACCGACAUUCCAUUCGAAAAAAUCCAGCUACUCCUGAACGCAUUCGCCCGGCUCGAGCAAAAUGUAUUGUGGAAAUUCGAGAACCACGACACCAACACAAAGCUACCAAAAAAUGUUAAAAUCUAUAAAUGGCUACCACAGAAUGAUAUUUUAGCUCAUCCCAAUUUGAAGCUAUUCAUUACUCAUGGUGGCAUCUUUAGCACCCAAGAGGGUAUCCAUUGGGGUAAACCGCUCUUGUGUAUACCAUUCUUUGGUGAUCAACAUCGCAAUGCUAUGAAAGUGACACGUGCUGGAUAUGCACGCACGUUGAGUUUCGAUACAAUUACUAGCGAAGACUUAGUGCAUAAUAUACGAAUGUUAAUCAAUGAUGACAUAUAUAAACGUAAAGCCAUGGAGGCAUCGCGCCUCUUUAGAGAUAACCCCACAAUAGCUUUACAGGAGGCCUCCUUCUGGCUGGAAUAUGUGAUAAGGCAUAACGGCGCAAUCCAUUUGAAGUCCCAUGGCGCUUACAUGCCGCUUUAUCAGUAUUUGUUGUUGGAUGUGUUGGCUGGUGUAGUUUUAUUUUUAUUUCUGGUAGUUUCGUUAAUAGCUUUUUUGGGAAAAGUGAUAAGUAGACUUAUGUUGUCGCCAAGGCGCAAAGCGCGCUCAAGUGAAGGCGUGUCGAAAAAAACAAUAAAAAAGAUUGACUAAUAUUUUAUAAUUUA